Messenger RNA from Microplitis demolitor, 4688 nucleotides. RefSeq names its product protein timeless homolog (gene timeout). NCBI's taxonomy places the organism in Eukaryota, Metazoa, Arthropoda, Insecta, Hymenoptera, Braconidae. Bases 360 to 4460 code for a protein of 1366 amino acids. Gene Ontology annotation, molecular function: DNA binding. The transcript is spliced from 24 exons. Gene Ontology annotation, biological process: DNA repair; DNA replication checkpoint signaling; replication fork arrest. The record is from RefSeq and is a predicted model, not a curated record. Gene Ontology annotation, cellular component: replication fork protection complex.
GCACUUUGUCAGUCACAUUUGGCUCUGGCAUUUGUGUGUAUGGUGAAAAGUUAUGUCAAACUAAAACUCAUUUAAAUAAUCAUAUCAUUUAAACUUUAUUAAAUAAAUUGAUUCACGUGUUCAGUUAAUUACUUGAUUUAAAAUCUCGCUACCAAAUGUUAUUUAAUUUGCGGUAUUUUAAAUAUUUAAAUACAAUUGUCGUAAUUGUGCUGAUGCCGGGUGAACUUAACCUCUCAAAUUGUUUUUUUUUUUCGUCAUGUUGACUUUCAUGCGCACUUGAUAAUUUUUUCUCGUUAUAUUUAUAUUCAAUUAAAUUAUUUUAUUUUAUAUGUUAUAUGAAAAUUAAUAAGUGAUUUAAAAUGGCGGAUUAUAUUUCUGCGGAGUUGGCGGCAACUUGUGAUGCUCUUGGUUAUUAUGAUGGUGCUACUUAUCAUUUGGACUCUGAUGCUCUCAAUGUAAUAAAAGAUUUGAUAAAAUAUUUAAAACGAGACGAUGACACUCAUACAGUACGUCGUUAUCUUGGUCAAGCAAAGCUUCUAGAGACAGAUUUGAUACAAAUUUUAAUUCAGCAUUCCAAUAAAUCGGAAUUAUGGGAUGUUUUAUUACGGUUGAUGAUAAAUUUGACAAGUCCAGCUUUGAUGUUCUACAACGAAGAGCUACCAGCUGAAAGGACAAAUCGUAAUUAUUAUUUGCAAUUAGUCAGCUAUCUCCAGGGUUAUAAGAAAGCACUGACUGAUGACCGUUUGUGGACCGUCGUCAGUAAUCGUCUGGGGAAAAUAUUGAAAAUUGACACUAGCGAACGAGGUGAAGAAAACGAAUUAAUCAUCGAGAGGAUUUUAACAUUAAUUAGGAACGUACUUCAAGUACCUCCACAUGACAAUGACAAACGAGCUGACAAUGAUGCCACAGUUCACGAUGAGGUUUUGUUUGCACUUCAUGCCUCGGGUAUCGUUGAUCUCCUGUUAUUUAUUGCAAGUAACAGCAGUGAGCAACAAUUCCACGUUCAGAUUAUCGAGAUAAUAGCAUUGAUGCUACGUGAACAGAAUGCCAGUAAAUUAGCAGUAGUUGGCCUGGAAAGAACUGCCGAAGAAAAAGCACGCGAGGAGGCUAAAUUAUUGGCUGUAAGGCAAAAAGAAAUAACUGAGAAGAUGGAGAAAAUGAAAAAGUACAGCGGCUCGAGGCACUCACGGUUCGGAGGAACAUUUGUCGUGCAAAAUAUGAAAGCCAUUGGUGAUAACCAGAUGAUAUGUCACAAACCAUUUGAAAAAAUAGAGGCACUAGAAUUUUCACGUGAUAAAGGCAAGAUGAAGAAACCGAAAAACCGUGUCUUUGUUGAACCAUCAGUAGAGGAACGCAUGUCUGCACUGAGUGUACGUUUAUUUCUGAAAGAAUUUUGCGUGGAAUUUCUCAUUGGUGCUUACAAUCCCGUAAUGAGAUACGCAAAGUCCUUUAUUAUUGGAGAUAGUGCAGAUAAGUCUGACGGCAUUCAUUACUUUUGGGCAUUACGUUUCUUCAUGGAGUUUAACCGCCAUUACAAGUUUCAGGUGAAGUACGUGAGUGAAACAGUUUCAACAGAAACCUUUUAUUUGGUACAAAGACAAAUGGAACAGUAUUAUGAAUUGUUGAUGGCAGAUAAAAAGAAACCGGCAUUUUGGUUACGACGUUUACAUGAAGCUCUAAAAGCUUAUCAGGAACUCCUUCAUACAUUGGGCGCUAUGGAUAAAGCUCUUGACAAAGGCGUACGAGAUUCCAGCAAGGUCAUUAAAAGCAACAUAUUUUACGUACCGGAAUAUCGAGAAACGAUACUCGGGCAGCUUCUAUCGUACAAUGGGCUUAAAAUGUCGCGAAAUUAUUUAGUGGAUUUAAUAACAACAGUCCACAUUUUUCUCAAAAUGUUGGAGCAUUUUUGCGCCCAAAGUCGCAAUGUUAUGGUAGCAAAAUCCAAAGCAAAGAGACGUAAAAGUACUAAGAAAAAAAAUAAACCGGAAAAAGAAAAAGAGCAAACAACCGCCAUACAGAAAAGCUUAGACGAACGGUGGGAUGACGCGGGUCCAGAAUUAUCUGCUGUCAUGCAAGACGGUACAAUACCUGACGUCAUACCCUUUGAUGCAACUCUGGAUACGCCGAUCGAGGAUCAAAAGAGUGACGCGAUGAAGAGAAUUCAGAAAUUACUACGCAAAAAAGAAUUCGAGGAAGCUGUGGGUCUAUUACGAGCAUCCAGAGCAGUUUGGCCUGAGAAUGAUUGCUUCGGUAAACCAGACAUCCCAGUUGAAGAAGAAUUUCUAGCUCUCCGUGAAAUAUUUUUUGCCGACCUGGGUGUUCAGGAGGAAGCGGAAAAACAAAACGAGGAUGUGGAGAGUUUUCUGAACAAUGAGGGUGGAGAAAUUGAAGAUGAGAAUGAUGAAGAGAAUGAGGAAGAAGAUAAUGUUGUUGAGUGGGAGGAAACGAAAUUUGAUUUUAAAGAAUUUAUUCAUAGAUUUGCGAACGUAAAAGUAGUGAAAGCCGUUACCGUACUAUUGAAAACAUUUGAAAAGAACAGUAUGGAAUUAAACCGUUACAUUAUUAAAAUGUUACAUCGUAUUGCAUGGGAUUGCAAAAUGCCAGGGAUGAUUUUUCAGGCUUCAAUAUUUCGUGUCUUUCAACGCAUCCUGGAUUCGAAACACCACGAGCACAAGGAGUUGCAAAAGUUUGCCAGUUUCAUAAUUCGUCAGUUUGCGGAAGUGGCUCAAAAAAACCGGAAAGCGUACAUGGAGCUUCUCUUCUGGAAGAAUACUCGGGAGGCUACAGAAAUGGUUGAUGGGUACGAUGCAGCGAAUGCAGAAAAUAAAAAAAUAUCGCGCGCUGUCUGGAGUGAAGCUGAAGAGGAUGAACUACGUACUUUGUUUAUGGAACAUCAAACUAACAAGUAUCCUCAAGAUUUAAUCGAUUGGCUUUUGGAGAAUAUUAUUAGCGAAAAUCGAACACGUCGCGGUAUAAUUAAAAAACUCAAGGAGAUGUAUUUGAUCGUAAACUCUAAGGAAGUGAGGAAUGAAGUACAAAAACGGUUACCCAAAGAAUGGGGUGAAGAGGAAAUAACGCAAUUAAAAGAAAUGUGGGAAAAUGUUAAAAAUGAUGAUGAUCCAGUUGAUCUCAUUUACGGUGGAUUGAGGAUAAAACGCCCGAAGCCGAGAAUAAAGGAAAAGCUUUUGGAAUUAGGGCUGGCGAAGGAUCCAAAAGAAUUACGUAAAAAACGUACCAAGAAGAAUAAAAGCAAAAGUGACGGCUUACCCAAAGCGUCAUGGGAAACGCGGUCAGACAGUGAAGAAUCUGCGUCGAAUAGCGACGACGAGGACUCGUCGUCAGACUCGGAAAACACUGGGCGUCAUCCAGGCUCGUCAUCGAACUCUGCGCGCCCGAGCGCAGCCAAAAAAAAACUCGUUAAGAAACAAAAUAAAAAACGUCAGCCGACAAUUAUUUACAGCGAUGCACAGCUGUCGGGUCUACUGAAAGAGGUUAUCGAUAAUAAUAUGAGCGAGUCUCUAGAGUGGAUUAAGGAAUCACUGGAGGAGGCUUUGGAGGAUCGAGAUGAAGAAAGUGCCGAUGGCAUCCCGCUGGUCCCGAUAACGGAUUAUUCAUCAGCUGCAAUGGAAUCGCCAAUUUUUAUGCGAUUUCUUCGUGCUUCUGGUAUUGAACCACCCUCGAAUGAACAAGAAGCUUAUUGGCGAAUACCAGCCACAAUGCUUUCAUCUACAAUACGUAAACGUUGCGAUUUAAUCGCUAGUGCACUCGUGGGAAAUUUUGUUAUCCAAGAAUCAAUAACUUCGGAAAAAAUUCAAGUAAAUAGCGAUAGUGACUCAGAUGAUGAAGAAACUCAGCAUGACAUUGAAAAAAUAAAAAAAAUGUUUAAAAAAAAAUCAGAAUUACAAAAUAAAAGUAAAGGAAUCACAAGUACAUAUUUAGACUCAAGUAGUGAUGAAGAUACUGGCAGAUUAUUAAUGAAAGAUAAAUCUCUAUUGAUUGAUAAAAAUGAAGAAGAUAAAGAAGAAGAUAAAAUAAAUAAUGGAAAAGAAAAGGAAAAAAGACGGGGAAAUAAAUCAAAAGUACAUGGAGGGAAAUUAAAUUCAAGCCGUAUUAAAUCCAUCUUAAAUUCAUCUGACUCUGAAAUGGAAGUUGAAACUACUAAAAUUACUGAGAAUAAUUCUGAAGUUAAGAGAAUUAGAUCGGAAAAUUCAGAUACCGAAACUCCGGUAAUGAAAAAACGUCGCGUUAUUGACAGCGACGACGAUGAAGAGGAGGAGAGGGAGGGAGAAAAUGAGAAGAAAAAAGAAAGAGACCAAGAGAAUAAUUUUGAUAAGCUUUUAGAAUCAACUAAUACAAAACAAAGCCGCAGAAUCAUCAGUGAUGACGAGAGUGAUGACCCACAAGUUGAAGAACCUCGUCAGUCGAAAUCGCGUAAAAUUUUUAGCGAUGAUGAAGAUUGAGGUAUUUUAUUUUUAUACUUUUACAAUUUGUAGAGUUCAUAAUAAUACGUAAUAAUUUUUUAAAUGUAAUUAAUAUAAUUAUUAUAAACCGUUGAAAUAAAAUGGAAAUAAAAAUAAAAUUAAAAAUAUAAUUAAAUGUCAGUUUAAAGUAAAAAUUUAUCUAUUAUCAGAUAAAUGUCCUGUUAAAAAAUAUGACACGUGUCCUUUUAAAAGAACAAUAUGUCACUC